Molecule: messenger RNA, 4517 nt
Organism: Syngnathus acus (greater pipefish)
Lineage: Eukaryota; Metazoa; Chordata; Actinopteri; Syngnathiformes; Syngnathidae
Gene: tdrd15
Product: tudor domain containing 15
Exons: 3
Coding region: 43-4296 (1417 amino acids)
Biological process (GO): spermatogenesis
Source: RefSeq, a predicted model, not a curated record
ACAGGUUGUCUUUGGGAGACGAGCAUCCCCGAAUCAGCAGCCAUGCACUCGUUGUUGAACGCGCAACAUCCCAGGUCCCAGGAUUCCAGUCCAUCUGGACCGUGUGCCCUUAUGACAGUAGACCUUAAAUUAUCCCAUUUGGAUUGGAACCCCGAAGCGACCCUAAUCCACUUCCAGGGCCAGUACCGGACCCUAGACGAGUUGGACUACAAAACCCUUCAGCGGGAAAUCCAAAACACGCCCAAGACCAAAGCUAACGUGGACAUCGGUGAGUUUUGCCUGGUGGAAGACGCCAGGACGGCCCAGUGGUACAGAGGAAGGUUUCAGGGGCGCAAAGGCGGCGUGUCGGACAUCUUCCUCAUUGACCACGGCAACGUCUUGAGUGUGGACGCGGCCCACAUAUCUUCGUGCUCCAAGGAUUUGUUCAACCGACGUGCAAAAAUUGUCUGUGGCUUCCUCGCUAACGUGCUGCUACAUGGCGGGUCGUGCCAUUCGUCCGGCGUGGUGGACUUCCUCUCCAGCCUGAUCGGGAAGAACGUCACGGGCUACAUCCAAGCCGUCUUGCCUCAUCGAGUUCUCCUGCUGGACGUUCCCGACAUCAACGACGAGCUGGUCAGGCAAGGCUUCGGCAAGCACGUUGACAAGGACACCUUUCUUCUCUUGGUGGAGUUGCUCACCGAGGUGCCGCUCAAGCAAAACAUCAAUCCGAUUCCGGACCUGCUGCUCAGCGGGCGGAGCGACCGCGUCUUUGGCUACGAGUCGUGCGCGUUGAAGGUCUACGAGCAGAUCCUGCCUUCUUGCGGGCCCAGGAUGAGCUCCGGCACCCGUGCUCGAGUCCGACUGACGGCCGCUGUCAACCCGGGUCUCUUUUAUUGUCAGAUGGUGAGUAAGGAGUCCGAUCUUUGGCUCAUGUCCAAGAAGCUGGCCGCAGUCAAUGACGGCCAAAGCCAGCAGCAGAAGACUCAAGCCAACGUCGGUCUCCUCUGCUCGGCCAAAAGCAAAAACGGGAAAUGGUACCGAGGCUCGGUUCAGUUCCUCCCCAUGAACUCGCAGGCGCAAGUCCUGUUUGUGGAUUUCGGAUUCGCCGAGUUGGUCAAAGUGGAGGACGUCCGCAGCUUGCCGCCCGAUUUGUACUCGACGGCCAUCAUGGCGUUCCCGUGCUCGCUGGCUUCUCUGAAGGUUGAGGACGAGGAGCUCGCCAGUCGCCAGUUGAGUUUCCUCAAGGCCGGCUUGCUCGGGGCCGUCUUGGAUGUGCUCGUGGAUACUUUCGACGAGGAGCGGCGCCUCUACUCCAUCACGCUCCUUGAUGCUCUGGAGAAUCACACAGCAGAAGAUGUUACCAGACCUCAUCCAAAAAAAGAGGAGCCUCGCCCGUCCCCCCAGGACGCAAACCUGUCCUACGAGAGCAUCGUUGGCCGAGAGCUGGCUAAGACUCUGAAAAGGGAGGAGCUACAGGAGCGAUCGGUGUUCGAGGCCUUCCUGGAGUUCGCCCAGAAUCCAAACGACUUUUGGAUCCGGACCACAAAGCGAGACGGCGAGUUCCAGGAGAUGAUGAGCAAAAUAGCCCAUCACUUUGCUGGCAUGAAGCUGGAAGACGACGUUCUGCUCAACCCGGAGCUCGGAGCGCUCUGCUGCGCGCUCUACGAGGCCGACAUGCAAUUCUACAGGGCCGUGGUCACCGGCAAGCUCCAGCACGGCGCCGAAGUUCUCUUCAUUGACUUUGGCAACGUCGAGAAAGUUCCCGGUACUGUAAUCAAGAAGAUCCCGGAGGCGCUCGCCUCCAUUCCCGCCUUUGCUCUGUGUUGCACUCUGGUCAACGUGAUGCCCGUGGACGACGUUUGGACCCGUUUCAACUUGGACUUCUUCAGAGCGACGCUAUCGGGCAAGCCGCUGCUCGUCCACGUGGUCCAGAUCACACCGUGCAAGUGCGUCGUCGAUUUGCACGAGGCGGAAGGCGAUGGCGGUCGGAGCGUCGGUGAGCUCAUGGUGGCUUCCGAACAAGCAGACUACUGGAAAAUCAUUCCGGAGAAACAUCAGAAAGAUGAGACAACAAAGAAAGCCAUUCAGGAAAGCUUGGAGAAGCGAGACCCUCCUGAAGAGGAGGAGGAGGAGUUCAUCUACUCCCAUUUCGACUUAAUGCCGGAGCACCAGGAAGACGUUUACGUCACUCACAUCAGCGACGAGUGCGACAUCUACUGCCAACUCCACCGCAACACUCAAGCCAUCCAGGAGCUUGAAGAGAACAUCUCAGCGCAAAUCCAGAAAACAAAGGCAGCCAGUGCACAAGAUGCUCCGACAAAACGGUGCUUAGCAAAAUACUUGGAUGGAAAUUGGUACCGGGCCCUGGUUCUGAGCUCUCCGUCUCCGCGCCAUCUCAACGUCUUCUUUGUGGAUUACGGCAAUUGCGGCAUCUCCGAGAAAGCCAACGUGGUGUCCCUUCCCAGAGACUGCCGCUGUUUGUUGUCCACGCCCAUCCAAGCCUUGAAGUUCAACCUGGCUUGCGUAUCCAGGAAGGAGGUCAACACGGAGGUCAAGGAAUGGCUGGAGGAAGCGCUCCUCGACAAGCGGCUGAGAGCCUUCAUCCUGGCCAAGUGUCUGGAUUCUUCUUUUGACGUGCGGCUCUUGGACGGAGACCUGGACAUCAACCAGAAGGUCGGAGAGCUCGUCUCAACUGUCAGCUUGAAACAAACCACUGAUAAGCAGCCCGUGCUUGACAUCAGCGUUGAGAAAAACCACCAAAAUACAAGAGAGUCCAAAAGCCAAACUUUGAAACCUCAAGCGCAACACCUAGUCAAAGUUCAAAAUCCUCAAGUUGGCCAUUUGCCAGACAGGAAGGAGAAAGAAGGUUCCCGCUCGCUCUGUUACGUCUCGCACGUCGACUCGCUCCGUCACUUCUUCCUGCAGCUCUCCCAAGACGAAGCGGCCAUCUUGAAAAUGGUAGAAGACAUCAACACCAUGAGCGAGUCUUCCUUGAAGGCCGCCGUCUUGCUGCGGCGCGGCGACCUCGUCCUGGCGCGCUACCACGAGGACGGCGCUCUCUACCGCGCCGUCGUGGGGGCCCACAAUGACCGCUCCGGUUCCAAGGUGGACUUCCUGGACUACGGAAACAGCGCGGUGGUUGAGGAGAAGAAGAUCUACGCCUUGCCCGGAAAAUUUCUUUUGCCGCCGCCAUUCGCCAUCCCAUGUUGCCUGGCGGACUCCGGCCUUUACGACGACGACGUCUUCACCGACGCCGUCGUGGGGAAACCUCUCAUGGUUCACUUUGUCCGAAAACGGGGAACUUGCUGGCAAGUGGAGAUGGACAUACUCAAGGAGGAAGAAACGUCGAAAGUCCCGGAGCCUCCUGCAAUGGAGGAAAAGGCGAAGCUCCGAGAUCAAGCUGUCCUGAAAGUCACCAAGAAUCAACAAGGAACAUUUGAGACGUGCGUGAAGGAUACAAACCUGAGCUCGUCUGAAAGCUUCAAAACCAAAAAUGGAAAGAGGCCCGUCAUAACGAGGCUCAAACAGAAGAGGACGUCCGGUGCCAAAAUUAAAGUGGACCUUCUCUUCCUGGCUCGGUUGCUGCGGAAAAACCAGAAACGGUUUCUUCCGCCGCCGCCGCCUGAAAGCCACAAUCAAGAACUUCUGCCAGAGUCCAGUCUACAUCACAAGCUGGUCUUCGCCCCAGUCUCGCUCAACAAAGAGUACUCGGGGUUCAUCGGCUCAGCGACGACCCCGUCCGAGUUCUACGUGGUUCUGAAGGACUCGAUGGCCGUGGUGAACAAAGUGACCAUCCUGUCGGAGCGCCUCUCCGGGUCAGACUUAGCCCUUCUUCCCAAAUGUAGCCUCACACCCGGCGCCGGCUGCUUGUUCAGAUCAGACCUGGACAAGUGGUGCCGCGCUGAAGUUGUCCGCGCCGACGGCCCGUCCGGCGGGGUCGUGAACCUGGUGGACCGCGGCCUCUCUAACCGUUUUGCUGGACAAGACUUGAGGAUCAUCCCGGAAGACCUUCUCAAGCUUCCCAAAGUGGUCUAUCCUUGCGUCCUGAGGGGGGCGAGGCCCGGCGGAGAAGACGGCCACUGGAGUGAGCAGGCCAACAUCUACCUGCAGAAGAUCGCGAACCGCAACCUGAAGGUGCUCUUUCGAGAACUUCUGUCCGAUACACGCUGGGCUGUGGACAUUGUGGUGGACGGCGUCGACCUCGCCCAAACGUUGGUGGCAGAAGGUUUCAGUAGCGGAGUCAACAGCGACAACGGAGAUCCAACACCUGCAAGAAUCCGAAGCAGCCAAUCAGGACCCAGCGGAAGGUUGUGGUGAAGCUGCCAAGCAGGAAAUGAGACAAUGUAAGAAAAGAAUUCAAAAUGUUCUGUUUGGAGAUUUAGUCUCCUCUGGCUCAGGUUUUCUGCAGUGACAAGAAGAUGAACGUUUAGUUGGUUGUUCAAAGUUGAAGGCCUUCACAAUCUUGGUUGGAUUUUGGAUUCAUGAAGCUACACUUUGGGUUCUCUUCAAAACUAGUAUUUCCAUUUUGACGUGAGGUC